AUGGCCCAGGUCAGCAUCAACAGCGACCUCAGCGAGUGGGGCUUCAGCUCGGAUGCCGGGGAGCGGGCCCGGCUGCUGCAGAGCCCCUGCGUGGAGCCGGACCCGAAGAGCGAGGGGGAGGCCUCUCCCGAGAGCCUGAGCAGAGGCACCACGUCCACGUUUGGGGCCGUCUUCAUCGUGGUCAACGCCUGCCUGGGGGCAGGAUUGCUCAACUUCCCAGCAGCCUUCAGCACCGCCGGGGGCGUGGCAGCGGGCAUCAGCCUGCAGAUGGGCAUGCUGGUCUUCAUCAUCAGCGGCCUCGUCAUCCUCGCCUACUGCUCCCAGGCCAGCAACGAGCGGACCUACCAGGAGGUGGUGUGGGCCGUGUGCGGCCGGCUGACGGGCGUGCUGUGCGAGGUGACCAUCGCCGUCUACACCUUCGGCACCUGCAUCGCCUUCCUCAUCAUCAUUGGGGACCAGCAGGACAAGAUUAUCGCCGUGUUGGCCAAGGAGCCCGAGGGGGCCAGUGGCAGCCCCUGGUACACAGACCGCAAGUUUACCAUCAGCCUCACCGCCUUCCUCUUCAUCCUGCCCCUCUCCAUCCCCAGGGAGAUCGGCUUCCAGAAAUAUGCCAGCUUCCUGAGCGUCGUGGGCACCUGGUACGUCACCGCCAUCGUCAUCAUCAAGUACAUCUGGCCGGAUAAGGAGAUGACCCCGGGGGACAUCCUGACCAGGCCGGCUUCCUGGAUGGCCGUGUUCAACGCCAUGCCCACCAUCUGCUUUGGAUUUCAGUGCCACGUGAGCAGCGUGCCCAUCUUCAACAGCAUGCGGCAGCCCGAGGUGAAGACGUGGGGCGGGGUGGUGACGGCCGCCAUGGUCAUCGCCCUCGCCGUGUACAUGGGCACAGGCAUCUGCGGCUUCCUGACCUUCGGCGCGUCUGUGGACCCCGACGUGCUCCUGUCCUACCCCUCCAACGACGUGGCCGUGGCCGUGGCCCGCGCCUUCAUCAUCCUGAGCGUGCUCACCUCCUACUCCAUCCUGCACUUCUGUGGCCGGGCGGUGGUCGAAGGCCUGUGGCUGCGCUACCAGGAGGUGCCCGUGGAGGAGGACGUGGGCCGGGAGCGGCGGCGGCGAGUGCUGCAGACGGUGGUGUGGUUCCUGCUCACCCUGCUGCUGGCGCUCUUCAUCCCCGACAUCGGCAAGGUCAUCGCGGUCAUCGGAGGCCUGGCCGCCUGCUUCAUCUUCGUCUUCCCAGGGCUGUGCCUCAUCCAAGCCAAGCUCUCCGAGAUGGAGGAGGUCAAGCCAGCCAGCUGGUGGGCGCUGGUCAGUUACGGAGUCCUCUUGGUCACCCUGGGAGCCUUCAUCUUCGGCCAGACCACUGCCAACGCCGUGUUCGUGGACCUGUGGGCGUGA
Molecule: messenger RNA, 1392 nt
Organism: Pipistrellus nathusii (Nathusius's pipistrelle)
Lineage: Eukaryota; Metazoa; Chordata; Mammalia; Chiroptera; Vespertilionidae
Source: the annotation of a GenBank genome assembly